AUGCUCGAUCCAGAGUAUACACUCCCAGAAGGCUUCGAUCCGCCUUUGGCGGUUGUCACACCUAACGACCAUUCAGCAUAUAUCUAUGUGGCAUCAAUACUGGGACUAUGCUGCUUUCUGGUCUUCUGUGCAAUCAGAGUCCUUGUUCGCUCUAUGAUCGCGGGAGGAUUUGGAGUCGACGACUGGAUCUACUAUUCAGCAGCAGGCGUUGCGACCAUACAGACUGCGAUCGUGAUAGGCGCAUGUUCGAAAGGGCUUGGGACGACAUUCGAGCUGUUGUCACAAGAUGCACAAGCUCAGGUCCAACGAAUGUAUUACACGAGCAACUUGUUCUGGAUGCUAGCAAUCGGCAUGGCUAAGAUAUCAGUAAUUGCGUUUUUGUUCCGCAUAUCUAGGCUCAAGUCGCAUCGGAUCACAUUCAAUAUCGCGGCUGGCGUAGUCGUGGCCUGGACCGUUGGCGGACUCCUUGCUCUGGCUUUCCAGUGCGAUGUAUCGCAACCAUGGAUAGUUGCUGGUGCAACUUGUUCAGGCACCGCUCUUCGGUGGCAGGUCAUCAACGCUCUUGACAUCGCCACAGAAGUCGCCAUCAUUGGCCUUGUUGUUUACUUGGUGUUUUCUCUCCAGACGCCAUACUCCAGUAAACUCAUGGUCGUCUUCAUCUUCAGCUACCGCCUGCUGCUGCUGAUAUUCAUUGGCUAUCGGAUGCAUACGUUCGACAGCAGCGCUUACACCCGAGACCCUUUCCUCGCCAACGCUUCCUUCAUCUCCUGGUCGCAGGCCGAGAUAUCAGCCAGCCUGAUUACAGCCACUAUACCGACGUUUAGGAAUUUCCUGAAGAGCUUGAGUACCGGCUUCGGUGGCAUUGGCGUCAGCAGUACCGAUGGAUACAUCUACGGUUAUGGCAGUCAAGGACGCACACGCAUGAAGGCACCCGCGGGCGGCGCCGGAUCCGGUUACCAGCUGUCCAAACUACAAUCGACAAACCAGUCGCACAACAGAAGUAUGCACGCUGCGGAGCCCGAAGAAGGCAACGACCUGUCUUUUCGGCCUCAAACCUCUCACGUCCAGCUCGAUCCUCUGACAGGCCGGUCGGGUGGUAGUGCAGCGACCGCUCACUGGAGUGAGGGUACUACAGGGAGUGACACUGGCCCCAACGCCGACGCCGCCAGCAUCGGUAGUGAUGAAAGCCGCCGAAUGAUCAUUCGGAAAGAGAUGAACUAUACAGUCCGCACAGAGCCGCGGGAGCGGUACGGUGCUUAA
This is a messenger RNA of Cyphellophora attinorum, 1260 nucleotides long. RefSeq lists its product as uncharacterized. The coding region runs from base 1 to 1260 and encodes 419 amino acids. The record is from RefSeq and is a predicted model, not a curated record. The transcript has 2 exons. NCBI's taxonomy places the organism in Eukaryota, Fungi, Ascomycota, Eurotiomycetes, Chaetothyriales, Cyphellophoraceae.